Molecule: messenger RNA, 3171 nt
Organism: Heterostelium album PN500
Lineage: Eukaryota; Evosea; Eumycetozoa; Acytosteliales; Acytosteliaceae
Gene: roco10
Product: Kelch repeat-containing protein
Exons: 2
Coding region: 1-3171 (1056 amino acids)
Biological process (GO): protein phosphorylation; signal transduction
Cellular component (GO): cytoplasm
Molecular function (GO): protein binding; ATP binding; protein kinase activity
Source: RefSeq, a predicted model, not a curated record
AUGGCAACAUUGACACCAGCAAGCGAGAAGAAUUUGAUAUCGUAUUUGCACUUGAUUUACUUGCGAGACCGCAAAGCAGUGGUGUACAUGGUUGGUACUCAUUUGGAUGAGUGUCCAAAGAAGUCGACCGCUGAAAAGACAAUCGAUCGUCUUGCUCUCCACUUCCGUCAAUCGUUCCCAACGUUGCACAUCGCCAUUCACUGUCAGUUCAUCAGGUUGGAACCGGGUGCCGCACCCAUGAAGACAGAGAUGAUUGCACUCAACCCAGUUUGGACUGCAAAGGCAAUAGCGUCGUUGGUCGGAUUCCAACCUCAUGCACUCCCAUUCAAUGUUAAUCUGGAGUCGGACGAGGAGGAUUGUGUUCCUGGAAUACUCUCACAUCGUGUUCUCCGAUAUGUUUGGAAUCCAAAUGCACCAUACCACGUACCGGAGCGUUUCUUUUCGUUGUUCCUCUCGCUUCUCGAAUCCAAUGACUUGGCAAUCAAUAUCUAUACGAUUAUCGAGUCGGAUUCGAUCAGGGACCGACACAUGUCGUCGGCAGGCAUGAUCAAAUUCACAGCGAAUCUUCGUGUGAGAAACGGACGUUCCAGUUCGUUCAAUGCACGUUUGGGAUGGGCGUUGAUUGCCUCGCUGCUGCCAAUGCCACCUUCACCGCUGCCAGUGCCAUUCGCCACCGAUCCUAUAUGGGCAGCGUAUCCUGAACGUCCGGAAAUCCAACAGUUCACACGUCGUUACGUUCUUGACUUCACGCCACACGGAUUGUUUGGACGUCUUCUCUCACGUCUCAUGCAGAUUUGCCACUUGCUCAAGUGUUGGCACAACAUUGCCAUUCUCGUGCCAUCGUCUGGCGACGAGCGAAUCCUUGUUACUCUCGACCCCAACACCAAUACCAUUGAGAUUGUCAGUCGUUUCUCAACAACCUCACUGCUCUCCUACCACAUCUACGACAUCACUGAAUCACUCAUUAGCAAGUGGUACAAGUUGAGUUACCGUGCACUGGUUCUCUGCUCACAUUGUGUCUCCAACCGUAUUGCCACUCCACACUUGUUCCGCGUUGAGGAAUGUGAAGCAUCGGUGAUGCGUGGUGACAAACUGGUUUACUGUCAACAACAUCGAUUCAACUCCUCUUCGAGUGGCAGCGAUCUUUCCAAGUCGGUGCCACGUCCCCUCACCCGUAAGGAUUCCAAGACAACCGUUCAACUCCAACCGGAAGCGUUACGUAGAGAUUCAAAGGGUUCGUCGUCAAUGGUGUCAAUGUCAUUCGAGAGAAAGGAAUCGACUUCAUCGUUGUCCUCUUCGACAUCGUCGAUUAGCACCGACACCACCAUCCCAAUCGAUGUCAACACCCUGCUACUCGAUCACUCUAUCCUGUUGGAGCGUGUCAAAGAGAUUGAUUUCCGUGACAUCGAGGUGAUGCACGACAACAACGUGCAUCACUUUGACAACAGUGUUCAGUCGAUAUUCACAUCGUUGUCAAUGGGAAUGUUGGAUGGCAAAUUCGUGAACAUCAAGAUCUUCAACACGCCCUCAGAGAACUAUGGUAGCUACACAAAGGUGCUAUCGAUGUUUAGACAUGAAGUUCUAUCGAUGACUGCAUUCCGUCAUCCAAAUGUACUAGAAUUGAUUGGUAUCACUUUGAAUCCACUGGCAAUCAUCACUGAGAAUCCGACAUUUGCCAACAAAGCCAGUACUUUCCUCUCAGAGUACAUUCAGGACCGUCAGAAACAUCCAGAGAUUGCAUGGCGUUUGAAACUAAAGAUUGCACUAGACAUUGCCAAAGCAAUGGAUAAGUUACAAUCACAACUACCGCCCUUCUUGAUUACCAACUUGUCUUCGUCCAACAUCAUCCUCGAGAAAUCUCAGGAGGUCGAAGAGGGAAUCAUUGCCAAAAUAUCGGAUCUCUCGUCAGUCUCUAUUCUACCUGCACUCUUCCCAACUGAUACUUCACCGAAAUCAUGGCAUGCACCUGAAAUCCUCCAAAAGGUAAACUAUCAUGAAUCGACCGAUGUCUACUCCUACGGUAUCAUCCUCUACGAGCUGCUGACUCGCUCCAUUGCUUUCCAAGACCACGAGCGUUUCUCAUCGAUGGUUAUCAAUGGACAACGUCCUUCGAUUCCACCCGACUGUCUUCCGUCGUUUGGCGAUCUCAUCAAGGACUGUUGGUCGGGCGAUCCACUCAAUCGUCCGUGCUUCUCUGACAUCAUCUCGCAACUCACCCAAAUCAAGAUGGAGUUGGAAGGCAAGGAUAACAACUACAACUCGCUGUCGUCCGACACCAACAUCUACUCGAAGCUCCCGUUGCCAAGCGGUGGUACCAUUAUCUACAACGACCGACUCUAUCAAUUCGGUGGAUGGGCACAAAACGGUAAGCCACACUCCAACCUCUAUGUCCUCAACCUCUCCAACAUGGUGCUCGAAGAGAAGCUGAGUGUCGUCCUCAAGAACAAACACGCUCCAACCUACAAAACAUUCUUUGCUCACAUGCAGAGUGAAUUCAACGAGGAGAAUCUCCUCUACUACGAAGCGAUACGGGCAUUCCGUGCGCUACCAAUGUCGACGCCGGACGAGCGCGAACUCGUUCGUUUGAACGCGCGAAAAAUUCAUCAGGCAUUCAUCGAUGAUUCCGCGCCAAGACAAAUCAACUUGCCCGGAACCCUAAAGAUUGAACUCAGAAAAACGAUUAUUGAAUCGGCUGGCUAUAGCGCCAAUCCAAGUGGCGCCGACAACACCAGCAAUAUUACACCGGGUGCAUUCAACGACACCAUUCCCUAUGUCCUUUCAUCGAUUGAAGAUAGUUUCCAUCGAUUCAAAUUCUCCUCAUCAAACUCAACGAGAAAUGGUAAUUGGACGUUGAUUCAGUGUCGUGGAUUGACACCGCCGCCAACGGUUGGACCGGCAACACUCCUCUGGAACAAAUACAUGGUGGUGUUUGGCGGAUGGAAUCAGAACGCCCGACAACUCAACCAGAUCUACCUGUUGAAUCUCGACUCGUUCGAGUGGACACUUCAGAAUACCACCGGUGAAAUUCCACCUUCCUCCUCGGCAGCGCUCUCAACCACACUUCACGGCGACUACCUCUUGGUCUACUAUGAAAGAGCCGAUUCUCCAAAACAACAAAUCUACCGUUUAUCAUUAGAGUCUUUAAUUUGGAUUAGUUUAAGAUUAGACUAG